GUCGAUUAAGCAGUCUUGUUUUGCACCGCUUACACUUCGACGUGCGCGUUCAUUGUUAUAAUGCAUGUUGCAUCUUGAACUAUUUGUGAUUGUUGCUAUUUAUUAAAGUUAAAAUGGUGCUGUGUCCGCCUUUCCGAUGGUCGUCCAAGGGAGGUUUCAAUCUGACCACUCCCGUCAAGAGAGGGAACCCCGAGGAACGAAGAGAAACUAUAGUUCAAUUACCUGAAUUUCUACCUGAGAACAGUCGUAAUGAAACCAGUACCACAAAUGGAAAUGCUGUCAUAUUAAAGAAGAGUCUCACUUUAUCGGUGGACCCUGGAAUUUCCAGUAAGAAAUCAAGUUACAUGAGCAUACAGAGUGAAAAAUCUAGCGGCAGUAACAGUAACUUCAGAGAUUCAGACAGUGAAAAUGUCGAUGAACGUAAAAGCAGUUUCGGAAGAAAGACAAUUUCAGACUUGAUGCAGUCUAAUCCUGAUAUGCGAAGUCGUAGGAAGAGAGGAAUUAUUGCACCUCCGAUUGAUAACGGAAAAAUACAAACUGAUUUAAGUUACGAGAAAUAUGCAAAGGACGAUAAAUCAGCAGAACAAAUCAAAAAGGCGAUCAUGGCUAAUGACUUCUUAAGAAAUAUCAUGGACGAGGAUCGUCUCACGGCAGUAGUAGAAGCUAUGAACUCCCUGGAGUACCCAGCUGGCAGCCUCAUGAUACGCGAAGGAGAAAGUGGCAGUCACCUCUUUGUGUCAGCGUAUGGUCGAUUUGAAGUAUUAAAAGGAGGUCAAGUGGUUAAAAACUUCGGACCAGGGGAAGCGUUCGGUGAACUAGCCAUAUUAUACAAGGCGAAAAGAUUUGCAUCGAUUAGGUGUAUAACAGAAGCAAAAGUAUGGACCUUGGAGCGACGAGUUUUUCAAAAAAUUAUGGUUCGGAGCGGGAGACAAGAACAGGAAGAUAACAUUCGGUUUUUGUCAUCGGUGCCGCUGUUACAAGGCAUUCAUCCCAUUGAAUUAGCAAAGAUCGCUGACUUCCUGAAAAGGGAAUUUUUCUCUGCUGGUACGGCCGUUGUGAGGCAGGGCGAUCGCGGAGACAAAUUUUAUAUCAUCCGAGGUGGUACCGUGGUGGUAUCGAAACGUGAAGAGGACGGCGGUGAUAGACGCGUGGGGUCAUUGGGACGAGGUCAGUACUUCGGUGAACAGGCCCUCCUGCAUGAAGACCGACGCCUGGCCACCGUCACCGCUAUGCCGCCCGGAGUCGAAUGUCUAACCCUUGAACGCGGACCCUUCACCGAGCUGUUGGGAAAUCUAGAAGAGUUAAAAAAUGUGAGACAUGCGGAUCCCAGACCAUCACAACAAAAGAAAUCAUCAAUUAUACGCAGUGAAUUUGAAUAUGUUGAAUUAAAGGACCUCGAGAUUAUCGGCACAAUGGGUGUGGGUGGCUUCGGACGCGUGGAACUCGUUCAAUAUAAAAAGCAGCCUGAACGCACAUUCGCUCUGAAAUGUCUGAAGAAGGUCGACAUGGUCCAACAACAGCAGCAGGAGCAUGCUUUUAAUGAAAAAAAUAUUAUGAUGAUAUGCAACAGCAGAUUUAUUUGUCGAUUAUACCGCACUUUCAAGGACAAUAAAUACAUCUACUUCUUAAUGGAGCCUGUGCUGGGAGGCGACGUGUGGACCAUCCUACAAAAGCAGAGAUAUUUCCCAGAGAACAUCGCUCGUUUCAUGGCCGCAUGUGUGGUCGAGGCUUUCCAGUAUCUGCACUCCAAAGAUAUUAUAUACAGAGAUCUUAAACCAGAGAACUUGAUGCUAGAUAAAUCCGGAUACAUUAAAUUGGUCGAUUUCGGUUUUGCAAAAAGACUUACACCAAACUCAAAGACUUGGACAUUUGCUGGCACACCGGAAUACGUAGCACCAGAAAUUGUUUUAAAUAAGGGUCACGAUCGUGCUGUAGACUGUUGGGCGUUGGGCGUCUUUAUUCACGAACUUCUAGUUGGCAAGCCUCCAUUCCGUGCCGCUGGCGGAGACCACAUGAAGACCUACACCCUCAUCCUGAGAGGAAUCGACGCCGUCACCUUCCAUCCUCGGGUACCCAAAUCAGCACAGUUGCUUAUACGCAAGCUGUGCCGUGCCGUGCCCGCUGAGAGACUCGGCUACCUCAAGAAUGGGAUCGCAGAUAUUAAAUCACAUAAAUGGUUCCUUGGAUUUAACUGGGAAGGUCUUCGCGAGGGCAAAUUAAAGGCGCCGCUAAUACAACCUGUAACUAAUGAUCUGGACCUUUCAAACUUCGAGAAAUAUCCUAAAGACAAGUUACCGCCCGACGAAACCUCGGGAUGGGACGUUAAUUUCUAAUACAAUCUUUUAUUUUUGAACAAGUCUAACUAUCGGGGAAUUGUAUUAAGUUUUAAUACCAGGUGCUGUACUAUAAGUAAAGAAACUAUUAUAUUUUUGAUAUUUUGUAAUUUUUUAUGUACUUAUUUUACUACAGUCAGAAUAAAAAAUAUAAAAAACUAAA
This is a messenger RNA of Danaus plexippus (monarch butterfly), 2496 nucleotides long. RefSeq names its product cGMP-dependent protein kinase 1-like. The transcript is spliced from 11 exons. Gene Ontology annotation, molecular function: ATP binding; cGMP-dependent protein kinase activity. Lineage: Eukaryota; Metazoa; Arthropoda; Insecta; Lepidoptera; Nymphalidae. The record is from RefSeq and is a predicted model, not a curated record. The coding region runs from base 114 to 2333 and encodes 739 amino acids. Gene Ontology annotation, biological process: protein phosphorylation.